This is a messenger RNA of Aspergillus alliaceus, 3333 nucleotides long. Its product is annotated as DUF3433 domain-containing protein. Lineage: Eukaryota; Fungi; Ascomycota; Eurotiomycetes; Eurotiales; Aspergillaceae. The record is from RefSeq and is a predicted model, not a curated record. The transcript has 2 exons. The coding region runs from base 1 to 3333 and encodes 1110 amino acids.
AUGUUCUUAAUGAUGGGAGCUGUGGAGCUAUUGCGGCGGUCUAGCAAUAUCAGAGGCGGGCUCGUGUUCUACGACGACACAGAUGAUAUACCGGACCAUGUUUCGUUUGCUUAUAAUUACGUCCCGGUCAUCCUAGGGUUGUCUCUUCUGACCCUCUGGUCAUUUACCGUAUACGAUGUGUUCCGUCUGGAGCCAUAUUUUCAGCUAUCCAAAGAACAAGCGUGCCCUGCUGAUGUGCUUUCUGCGAAUUACAAUUUUGGGCCUUUCGUAACGACGCCCAUCUUCUCGGCGAGAAGAAAACACUGGGUGGUGCUGCUUGUUUCCCUUGUGAACAUCUCAGUGCAGCUAUUGCUGCCCGCCAUGCUGAGCGCUUUGAUGGAUGUAGAUGAAGUUUCGGUCUUCAAUACCGAGACCUUGAGAAGCUGGCCGGAACUAUUGGAGGUUGAGAACCAAGCCGAAUGGAUCUCGUCACAACGCAAUAUGAGCCUCGAUUCCUUUACGCGGACAUACUAUGGAGAGCUACCGUCACGCCUCGCGGAAUUUGCGAUACCACCAGUCGAGCUUCCCUUCGACGACGAGGUGACAACAGCCUUGUGGGAACUAAACCAUACAGUUUACUGGACCGAGCUCUCAUGUUCCGAUUCGCGAGUUCACAGCCCAUCUACGGGAAAUAUUAUUGUUAGCAUGGGGGAACCACCGGGUGAACACUCUAAGGUAUCCUACGAACUUGACGGUCUGCAGUUGGCGUUCCUUUCGGGAUCGUCGCAGAACUGCACCUUAAGUGCGAACUACAGCGGCAUCUUCGACCUGAAAGCUACUUCAAUCCAGGCUCGACGCUGGGAGCUCGACGCCCUGCCAUGUGCUACAGGAGAUCUCUAUGGCUUUCUUCUCGACAUUAACUCGACGGAUAUUAGUCAAUUAGCCCGGCAGACAAAUAUCUUUCCCACCCAAAAUUCUACGUUCACGCCUAAAGCUGAGUUCUUCACUUGUGGCAUGAGAUUUUACAUGGCGAACGCAGAGAUUUCCAUGCGGCCAAAUGGUUCGGUUGUUGCGAUCAACGUUGAUGAAGGCUCGGUAUCAAGUCUGGAUACCUCACGGUUAAAUAUUCCUGGAAUCAAAACAUACCUAAACCACGAGGUCUGUCCUAAAGGGAAUAUAAGCCCUUUUGAUAAUGGAACUUUGAUAAAGCAUUCUCUUGACCGAUGUGCCUCGGAAAUGGGAAAUUCUAUACCUUCGAGCCUUGGCUCUCAGCAGUUCUCGCAGGCCCCUAUCUCAAUAGAUAGGUUCAUGUUUAAAAUCCGCAGGGAUGUGAAGAGAGGAUUUGCUCGCCUGCUGAGCCGCCUUUUCGACACAAAUGCUGCGUAUACUACCGUGCAGGGUGUUAGGACGACAGAUCAAGUGGCUAUCGUUGUCAUCGACUCACUCGCGUUCAUAUCAGAGAUAAUCCUUCUUCUCGGGGGAGCCACUUGUAUAUUCCUGGCUUUUUUCUAUCAGUCCCGCGAAAAUAUGCUAACGGCGGACCCGGGCUCGAUUGCAGCUAUGUACAGCAUCGUGGCCGAUCUUUUCAACCCCGCUGGGGUUCAGGCUUUUGCCCAGUACACAGACCAAUUCACCGCACGAGAGCUCAACCGCAAGCUACGUGCUUGGCAAUGCUACUGGUAUUGUGAACCAUCGGGUCGAAAGCUUGGAUUCAUACCCGGGGAAAUCUCGUCGCGCAAACGGAAUGGGAGGGUUUGGUUUAAAAAGCAGAUGCGCCGGCACCUCUCUGAUGCUGCAUCUGAUCGUUUAAGUUUCGCUUUGGGGAUUGUACCAUCUAUUAUUGCGUCUAUGAUGCGAGCCCUGUUCAAUUCGAUUUACUUGAAUCUCAGUGUCCUGGAGCCAUGGAUUCACCUCCAAAGGGGGGGAUCAGAUGCGAGGAGGUCCUUACUCCUAAAUAUAUCGUGUCAAAACCCCAUAACUGUCUUUUAUCGAUCUAUUCGUUCGCGCCACUUUGUUUUGAGCCUUGUCUCACUAUGUUGCAUCAUCAACAUCGGCCUUCCAGCCGUCCUAGGUACUCUGUUUACGCAAAGCCGCAUGGAAUCUCCUUGGCCCACCCAAGAUGUUAAGCUACGCUAUGACGAUUCGGUCAUUCUUGAAUCUAGUAUGGUUCCUAACGUCUUUCAAUACGGCCCUAUCGAAUCAGCUAUAUUAAAUGAGGUGCAAUGGCUUCCGUGGACUGCUCCUGACUACUCAUUCAUCCCGUUCUCAGCUGCUACGAAUAGUUUGGAUCGUACUUACCAAGCGGUGACCCUAGGAAUCGGGGCCAAUCUAGACUGUCAGAAAAUCCCACUUAUGCACAACGUUUCUGAGGAAAGGAAACGUGGAGUCUCGAGUAGCCACCCCUUCGCCAGCGCAAGGGAUACAGAGCAUAUGUCUUCUAUUCGAUCACACCGGAGCGAGGACGGAAGAGACCCGUAUUCCAUCCAGGCAUUAGCGUUAUCUGAAAACAAGGGAGACAAUGACAAUAACGAAUUCUUUGUCUUUUCAACCGGGAAUUCGAGGUCCAAGGGAGGCCUACAAAGCAGUCAGAAGGAAAUUUUCGCUUUGCAAUGUCAGCCGGUUGCUAGUAUAGACAGGUUCACGGUUGGAUUCAGUGCCAAUGGCAUAAUGCAAUAUUAUGUCCCAAUGGAAAGUACAAUCACGAGCGGGCAAUUAUUUAACAACGUGACAUCAAACCUGGCGAAAUACCAACGACAAUUUGUCUCGUCGCUCCAGGACGCUUCGGAAAAUAGCACAACUGCAGAUGGUGCUAAACUGUUCCCCUCCGAAUGGCCCGGCACGCUCAUCAAACUUGUCUACCAACAGACGAAUCCGGAGCUGACAUACGUCGACCCGGAUCUUCUUAUAGAUGCAACGACGCGGGUCUACAAAUGGCUCUUUGCGACAUACUUUUCUUUCUGCAGAGAUAUGCACCUCAAACCACUACCCAAGCCGAUACUCGUCAGCGAUGCUAAGGUCCUGCGAGCCACGUGGAGUAUCGUCCGGUGUCUCCCACCAUUCAUAAUCGCCCUCGUGAUGGUCACACUGAUGGCCAUUGCACUUGUUCUUGUAUUCAUAGUACGACAGGGCCAGUUCAAAGGCCCUCGAAUACCACGAUCCCUUGGCUCAAUGUUAGCCUGGCUCGCAGACAGCCCGAUUCUUCCAACGUUCUACGGCACCUACCACUGGAGCAAUGCUCAACGUCGGGAUUACCUGCUGACACUCGAUAAAAGAUACAUUUUCCGGCAGAUCACUGCACCAUCCGGGGCGCAGAAAUGGGCCAUAGAGGAGGAUCCGGUUGCGAAGGCCACGUGA